CCACAGACGCGCCGCCAGUCUCCUGAGUGGCGUGCAAGGUGUGUGAAGUGUGCGAGGUCGCGUGAAGCGCGCGUGUUCGAUGUUCGCGCGAAGCCGGUCGAGUGGCGACGCAGCAAGCCGCAGCCAUGCUGGUGCCGCCUGAGAUGAUGACGGCUCAGUCCAAACUGGUGUACCAGAUGAACAAGUACUACAAUGAGCGGGUGGGCAGUCGAAAGGCGCAGAUCGCCAAGACCAUCCACGAAGUCUGCCGCAUCGUGCAGGACGUGCUCAAGGAGGUGGAGCUGCAGGAGCCGCGGUUUAUCUCGUCACUGACCGACUACAAUGGCCGCUUUGAUGGGCUGGAGGUGGUGUCGCCGCAUGAGUUCGAAAUCAUUAUCUACCUCAACCAGAUGGGCGUGCUCAACUUCGUGGAUGAUGGAUCGCUGCCGGGUUGCGCCGUGCUCAAGCUGAGCGACGGCCGCAAGCGCUCCAUGUCGCUGUGGGUGGAGUUCAUUACUGCCUCGGGCUACCUUUCCGCGCGGAAGAUCCGUUCGCGCUUCCAGACACUGGUGGCGCAGGCUUGCGACAAGUGUUCUUACCGGGACUGCGUUAAAAUGAUCGCCGAGACGACGGAGGUGAAGCUGCGCAUUCGGGAGCGCUACGUGGUGCAGAUUACCCCAGCUUUCAAGUGCGCCGGCCUGUGGCCGCGCUCCGCCGCACACUGGCCACUGCCGACCAUCCCGUGGCCGCACCCCAAUGUCGUGGCCGAAGUUAAGACGGAGGGCUUUGACCUGCUCUCGAAGGAGUGCCUCACUCUGCAGGGGAAAAACUCGGCGAUGGAAGGCGACGCAUGGGUGUUGAGCUUUUUCGAGGCCGAGAACCGGCUACUGCAGGGCGGCUGCCGGCGCAAGUGUCUGAGCAUCCUGAAGACCAUCCGCGAUCGGCACCUGGAGCUGCCCGGCAACCCCGUCACUGGGUUGCACAUGAAGACGCUGCUGCUGUACGAGUGCGAGAAGCACCCGCGAGAGCAUGAGUGGGACGAGCCCGCCAUCGGCGACCGCAUCAAUGGCAUUUUUCUACAGCUCAUCUCAUCACUGCAGUGCCGCCGCUGCCCGCACUACUUCCUGCCGCACGUGGACCUCUUUAAGGGCAAGUCGCCCACGGCCAUGGAGAACGCAGCCAAGCAAGUGUGGCGGCUCACACGUGAGAUGCUCACCAACUCGCGGGCAUUCGAGAAACUGUGAAGUGUGGGCCAGUGCGCCUUAGUGCCAGUGUAGUGGAGUAGUGUCGUGUGCCUCGGGCAGUAUGCGGCAGGCGAGCUGACUGUGAGUAGAACGACCGCCGGCCGGAGUGGUCCGCGGGCCCCUAUGUAUUCUUACAUAUUUUUUGUGAUAUAAUGUAAAUAGCUUACUUGUUGUACUGUUUUAGUAAUAUUUUAUUUAAAUAAUUCAAAGCAUAUUAUGUAUUUAUUUGACUGAAAUCUUUUAAUUUAGGUUAACGAAUUUUAAUUAUUAAUGAAAAAUAUAUCGAUUUGAAAAUUUAA
Molecule: messenger RNA, 1522 nt
Organism: Leptidea sinapis
Lineage: Eukaryota; Metazoa; Arthropoda; Insecta; Lepidoptera; Pieridae
Gene: mab-21
Product: protein mab-21
Exons: 1
Coding region: 126-1223 (365 amino acids)
Source: RefSeq, a predicted model, not a curated record